This is a messenger RNA of Anopheles maculipalpis, 826 nucleotides long. Its product is annotated as transmembrane protease serine 12. The record is from RefSeq and is a predicted model, not a curated record. Bases 1 to 819 code for a protein of 272 amino acids. NCBI's taxonomy places the organism in Eukaryota, Metazoa, Arthropoda, Insecta, Diptera, Culicidae. Gene Ontology annotation, biological process: proteolysis. Gene Ontology annotation, molecular function: serine-type endopeptidase activity. The transcript is spliced from 4 exons.
AUGGCAUCAUCUUACGUGAUGCUUUCGCUUUUACUGUUGGUAGGCUUAAUGUCGUUACAGCCUGUUGAUGGUAUCGUACGAGGUGAACUCGAUCUUGACGGGAAGCUGACCUUUCCUUUUGCCGUAUCGCUGCAGUUAGCGGACGAAAAGAGGACACAUUUCUGUGGCGGAACGCAUCUGGGAGAUGGUUGGAUACUGACGGCGGCACACUGCAUCAUAUCUGUCAAACGGGGAAAUCUUACCCAAAUCAUCGCCCAGAUAGGUGGCCACAAUUUGAACGACAGCACCGCCCAUCGUUUCCCAAUCGUCGAGACGCACAUGUUGCGCAGCUACAACCCUGUAACGAUGGUCGGAGAUAUUGCAUUGCUGCGUGCGGAACUUCCGACGGGUCGAAGGUUUGAAUCCGAUCCCCAAACACCUUUACGUCUUCCGGAUGAAAGCUAUGGGAAGUUAGUUAACGGUGAGCUGUGCUACAUCUUCGGGUACGGGUCAGAUUCGUACGAUGGACCGAUUAGUAAUACGCUCCACUAUGGAACCGUACUAGCACUCGAUCUGGACAGUUGCAUCGGAAUGAUGGGAGCGGUGGUAGCGCCACCUCCGGACUCUGGAAUGUUUUGUGCCAUCGGACGGUCCGAUGCGUGUAAGGGUGAUUCCGGUGGAGGUUACGUUUGCCGGAAGUCAUUUUCCACACAGUUUGUGCUGCGUGGCGUUAUAUCGUACGGUGUCGGUUGUGGUGCAACGGGCACACCAGGCGUAUAUACGGACGUUGCCUACUAUAUGCAGCACUAUCCGAUCGGUUCCAUCAUUGGUAUAGCUUAAAGUAAAC